Messenger RNA from Cyphellophora europaea CBS 101466, 2184 nucleotides. RefSeq lists its product as uncharacterized. Gene Ontology annotation, biological process: attachment of GPI anchor to protein. Lineage: Eukaryota; Fungi; Ascomycota; Eurotiomycetes; Chaetothyriales; Cyphellophoraceae. The coding region runs from base 1 to 2184 and encodes 727 amino acids. Gene Ontology annotation, cellular component: GPI-anchor transamidase complex; membrane. The transcript has a single exon. The record is from RefSeq and is a predicted model, not a curated record.
AUGGUGCAUGCUGCAUCUGAGCCAGACGUAUUCACCGGCCUUGCAGUGAAGCUCAGACAGCAGAGCCAGGUCUCAGCAUGGGGCUCGUCAGUACGUUGCCUUCUCAACUCGAAGUCGAACCGUUUCCACACUGACAGUUCCGCAGCCGAUUACAUUUCCCGCAUCCGUGGCUCCCCUCGACUCCUGGGCCUGCCACCCUACCUCUCUGCGCUCUGCAUGCUGGGUGGCAUAAUAUGGAUCCUGCUCCUACCUCAACAGCAGUACUCCCGCCAAACCUACAUCUCCGAGAACGCCCUGCUUCCGGGUCAGGUACACACCUACUUCGGCGGCUCAGAACAGAACAUUUUCCGCGCGUACAAGCAUGAAGUGGCACGCAUGAUUGUCCAACCAUGGCAGACCCUGGAGAACGGCACCAAGAUCUACUAUCCGCUCAAGGCCACCGACGACGAUCGCCGGGCCAAAUUCCAAGAGCUGUUCAGAAAUGCCGGCCUCAAGACUGCGACGCAGCUAUACCUGUACGAGUCGUCCGGCGAGGUGUACAGUGGAGAGAACGUAUAUGGCGUCUUACACGCCCCUCGGGGUGAUGGGACGGAAGCUAUCGUCCUGAUGGCUGCCAUCCGCAACAUCAAGGGUGAAUUGAAUCUCAACGGCGUCACACUUCUGAUCUCCCUGGCUCGAUACUUCAAGCGCUGGUCGCUCUGGUCCAAAGAUAUCAUUUUCAUUAUCACUCCGGAGUCUAAGGCUGGACCGCAGGCGUGGGUAGAUGCGUACUUCAGCCAGCACGACCCACAGCGGGUUGCAGACCUGCCGCUCAAGUCUGGCGCGCUGCAAGGCGCUGUUGGUAUCGACUUCCCGUUCGAGCAUCGGUUCGAAAGUUUUUCGGUCGCUUAUGAUGGUGUCAAUGGUCAACUGCCAAACUUGGAUCUGUUCAACACCGCCGUCAGCAUCGCGAGUGGGCAGAUGGGUAUCGGCGCCAGCAUCCAGGGACAAGAGCAGUGGGCACGAAAGGAGCACUACAGCGAGUGGAAGAACCGAGUGCGUGUCUUGGGCUGCGGCAUGGUCAGUCAGGCUGUUGGGCAGUCGACCGGCCCUCACUCGGUUUUCAUGCCAUAUCAUAUCGACGCUGUCACGUUGACGGCUAUCGGUGACGGCUGGCAGGAUGAGAUGGCCUUUGGUCGGACCAUUGAGAGCAUCACACGAAGUCUGAACAAUCUCCUGGAGAAGCUGCACCAGAGCUUCUUCUUCUAUCUGCUCAUGCAAAGCAACCGUUUUGUAUCCAUUGGCACUUACUUACCGAGUGCCAUGGCAGUUGCCGCGGCGUAUACCGUGAUGGCUAUCUACUUGUGGGUUCUGAGUGGUUACCACAUCGUGGAGAGGGCGCCAGGUGAAGUCAGGCAGCCCGCAAAUGGGAAGCUUACCAACGACCGAUCUCUUGACAAGACGCCGGCAAACGCGAAAACAGUCGACACCACCGGAAGCCAGCCCCUAACUACGCCGAAAGGGCAGUUCAUUCCGAUCGAACGCCACCUCACACUACCUAUAUCGCUACUCACCGCAGUCCACCUCUUCUCCCUCAUCCCGCUCUAUUCUCUCACACACUGCACCACCGAAACCCUCACGCCAGUUCUUAGUCUCGUGGGCUUUGGAUCCCUCCUUGCGCCCGCCGCCAUUGCUGGAAUGCUCAAAGACCUACCUCUCCACAAUGUCACGCUGUCCGCGUUCAGCAAGCCAACGCCGCAGCAAUACACCGUGCUGAAGAGUCUCAGCCUGCUGGUGCUCGGUCUCUUUCUGACUGUCCUGGCAACUCUCAACUUCUCGCUUUCGAUGUUUCUCGGCCUCGUAUCGGCGCCGAUAGCUUUUGUCGAUCGAACGCCUGGGCAGCCAUUGGUCGCCACGCUGCAGUACCUGCUGUUACUGGUAUUUUCACCGGUCGCAGUUGCUGGUGCCUUGGCGAUGUAUGCAUCGUUGGCAUUGGGCCAGGAGGCAGCUUUAGGUUCGUGGUUGGCCAAGUUUGCCUUUGGCUGGAAUGUAUGGGGCAGUUGGGGAGUGCCGCUGGGUGUGAUGUGUAUCUGGUGGCCUGCGUGGAUGGUUGCCGCUAUUGUGGUGGCAAGCAGCUGGUUUCCUAGCGCGGAUGUACCUGUUCAGGCUACUAUUGACGGACCAGCGAAGGAGCCGUCGUCGUAA